AUGGCUCACGAAAGCAAUACUAUUCACGAUGCCCAGAACUUGGAACAUGUGAAUAUCCGAAGACCUACCUACGGAGUCCGUCAGGUCAGAUCAAUCCAUGUCAAGCAUUCUACUCUAUCAAUCGACUGGUCAAUGAUUGCCCCGGAAUAUGCAACAAGACUGCCCGGCUAUACAUCAACUACUCUCCCGUCUUUCAGCAAAACGGUAAGUAACACCGCUCGUGCUGCUACUGACACCGAUUGGUUUCAUCAGUGGUCGAAUGGUCGAGACCGCGCGGGAAAGAAACUUCAUGACAAACAACCAAUGGUAAUAUCACGUGGGAAAAUGAGACGAGACUCACAUAUCGACCACAACAGCACCACAAGCACAAGUAAACUCCAUUUACAAUUUGUCAUCCAUGGUCAGAUCGCAGUCACAACGUCAAUCCCAUUAAUCUCGACCGUGCCUCAGAAUUCUCCAUCAAACAAUCCAAUACGAUCUCAAAAAUUUCUCCAUACGAAUCAUGUGAUACAAUGCAAAGCUCGCACAGACCCGAAUAAUAUCCGUUGCUAA
Botrytis byssoidea is the source of this 552-nucleotide messenger RNA. RefSeq lists its product as uncharacterized. The transcript has a single exon. Lineage: Eukaryota; Fungi; Ascomycota; Leotiomycetes; Helotiales; Sclerotiniaceae. Bases 1 to 552 code for a protein of 183 amino acids. The record is from RefSeq and is a predicted model, not a curated record.